Molecule: messenger RNA, 2014 nt
Organism: Tripterygium wilfordii
Lineage: Eukaryota; Viridiplantae; Streptophyta; Magnoliopsida; Celastrales; Celastraceae
Product: serine/threonine-protein kinase STY13-like
Exons: 3
Coding region: 408-1664 (418 amino acids)
Biological process (GO): protein phosphorylation
Molecular function (GO): ATP binding; protein kinase activity
Source: RefSeq, a predicted model, not a curated record
AUAUUUUGUUUUCCCUGGCCACACCUCUUUCUGUCUCCAUUCUUCGUCUCCGACCGUAGACUUUGUCGCCUCUAUCUCCUUCUUAACCUCGCUCUCUUCAUCGGCGACGCGGUCACAGAUCGUCGCAAUCGACGAUUUUAUGGUUUUCUUUAUGCCUAUUCUUUCUCUGUCUCCCUCUUAUAUAUUUCACUCUCUCAUCAGAUCUCCUUUGUCGCACCGUGCCCAGCGAUCUCAGUCUAUCUUCCUCUGAUCGGCCCGCUACGAGCGCCAGCGACGAUUUUGCGUCCGUUUCUUUGACUUUCAUCAGUGGACUUGCCGAAGUAAUUGCACCUUCAAAUGAGUGAGAAGAAUUUAGGAUAAGAUAUUUUUUUAAUUUCUCAUUUUAUUUCUGCUAAGUCUCUCUCUUUAUGAUUGGGAAAAUGGAGGCGCCAAAGUUUACUGGUCUUAUAAGAGGAAACAACACCCAUGAUAACAACUACUAUGAUUUCACACAAGGAUUUUAUCAAAAACUCAGUGAGGGCACAAAUAUGUCCAAUGACAGCUUACAGACAAGCAAUGCCGGGGGGUCUGUCUCUAUGUCGGUGGAUAACAGUAGUGUGGGCUCCAAUGAUUCUCUAACCCAUAUUUUAAGCCACCCUGGUUUAAAGCCUGUGAAUCAUCACAACUACAGUGGUUCAGUUGGGCAGAGUGUGUUUCGUCCAGGAAAGGUUGGCCACGCGCUUAAUGAUGAUGCAUUAGCUCAAGCUUUGAUGGAUGGCAGGUGCCCAACUGAAGGAUUGUCCAAUUAUGAGGAAUGGACAAUCGAUUUAGGAAAACUAAAUAUGGGAACAGCUUUUGCGCAAGGUGCUUUUGGGAAGUUAUAUAGAGGGACAUAUAAUGGGGAGGAUGUUGCAAUUAAGAUAUUGGAAAGGCCGGAGAAUAGCCCAGAGAGGGCACAGGUGAUGGAGCAGCAGUUUCAGCAGGAGGUGACGAUGCUUGCAACGCUAAAGCAUCCUAACAUAGUCCGGUUUAUUGGCGCAUGUCGUAAGCCAAUGGUUUGGUGCAUUGUGACUGAGUACGCGAAGGGAGGCUCAGUUCGACAGUUUCUAACUAGGAGGCAGAACCGUGCUGUGCCAUUGAAAUUGGCAGUGAAGCAGGCACUGGAUGUCGCCAGGGGAAUGGCUUAUGUGCACCACCUUGGGUUUAUACACAGGGAUUUGAAGUCGGAUAACCUUCUUAUCCCUGCUGAUAAAUCUAUCAAAAUUGCUGAUUUUGGUGUUGCACGGAUUGAAGUGCAGACUGAGGGGAUGACACCAGAAACAGGAACAUACCGGUGGAUGGCUCCAGAGAUGAUCCAGCAUAGGCCCUACACACACAAAGUAGAUGUUUAUAGCUUUGGAAUUGUCCUCUGGGAGCUCAUCACGGGCUUGCUUCCUUUCCAGAACAUGACAGCGGUGCAGGCAGCAUUUGCUGUCGUGAACAAGGGUGUAAGGCCGGUUAUUCCGAAUGAUUGUCUCCCUGUGCUGAGCAAUAUUAUGACUAGAUGCUGGGACACCAAUCCUGAGGUCCGUCCACCCUUCAGUGAGAUCGUGAAGAUGCUAGAGGAAGCUGAAAAUGAGAUAUUGACAACUGUGCGUAAGGCACGCUUCAGGUGUUGCAUGACCCAACCAAUGACUGUGGACUGAGCAAGAAUAGAAGACUAAAAAACUGAUGUUUCAAAUUAAAAAUCAGAAUAUAAAUGAAAAGGUGAAACAUAUGAACUGAAAUAGUAAGAAAUUUGCUUAUGAGUUUGCAUGGAUAGCUGAUUUCUGGAUUUUGUUGUCAGUUGUAUCUGACUGUUGUUGUAUGUCAUAGUUCUGGCAGUAGGGAGCAUUUGUACAUGUUUCCCACUGUAGUGUUAUAUAUAUGGGGCCUGCCAAUGUCCAAUGGGUUCCAUAGUUCUAGUUUCUUUCAAUAACAAAUCCAGGUUUGCGUUUGUGCUAUUGAAUUCAGAGCUGUUAAUGCAUGUUUUUCUUUGUUGUCUGCUUUCGUGUCA